Messenger RNA from Ahaetulla prasina, 6132 nucleotides. RefSeq names its product chloride intracellular channel 4 (gene CLIC4). NCBI's taxonomy places the organism in Eukaryota, Metazoa, Chordata, Lepidosauria, Squamata, Colubridae. The transcript is spliced from 6 exons. The record is from RefSeq and is a predicted model, not a curated record. The coding region runs from base 181 to 945 and encodes 254 amino acids.
GCGUCCCGUCAGUCGCGCUUGAGGGGUUGGUGGGUGAGGUGCGGAAGAGAGUGAGUGCGAGCGACUUUGGUUGUGUUUCUCCCCCCCCCCUCCGCUCCCUGUCAUCCCGAGUGACCCGCAAACCCGGAGAGGGAGCCGAUCCGAGCCUGGUGAGGGGCGUUCCUGUGGCGGGUAGUCGGCAUGGCGCUGUCGGUGCCGGUCAACGGCAUGAAGGAGGCGGGCGACGGCAAGGAGCCCCUCAUCGAACUCUUCGUCAAGGCUGGCAGCGAUGGCGAAAGCAUAGGCAACUGCCCCUUCUCUCAGAGGCUCUUCAUGAUACUGUGGCUGAAAGGAGUGGUCUUUAGCGUCACAACAGUUGACUUGAAAAGGAAGCCUGCAGACCUUCAGAACUUGGCUCCAGGGACACACCCGCCUUUCAUCACCUUUAAUAACGAAGUGAAAACUGAUGUGAACAAGAUUGAAGAGUUCCUUGAAGAAGUUCUCUGCCCACCCAAGUAUAUAAAGCUUUCAGCAAAACACCCAGAAUCAAAUACUGCUGGAAUGGACAUCUUUGCUAAAUUCUCAGCGUUUAUCAAGAAUUCCAGACCUGAAGCCAACGAAGCCUUAGAGAGGGGUCUUUUGAAAACUCUACAGAAGCUGGAUGAGUACUUAAUUAGUCCCCUCCCUGAUGAGAUUGACGAGAACAGCAUGGAAGACAUCCCUGCCUCCACGCGCAAAUUCCUGGAUGGGAAUGAGAUGACGCUAGCGGACUGCAACUUGUUACCCAAGCUGCAUAUCGUCAAAAUUGUGGCCAAAAAGUAUCGCAACUUUGAUAUUCCCAAGUCUCUGACGGGCAUCUGGAGAUACCUGAAGAACGCCUAUAGCCGUGAUGAAUUCACCAACACUUGUCCUGGAGAUAAAGAGAUUGAAAUCGCCUACAGCGACGUAGCUAAAAGACUCGCUUAAAAAAAAAAAAAAGAGGCGUUGUUGCACGUGUAUAAGCAGAAGCUUUUUUUAACAGACUGCUCUUUUUUUUUCUUUUCUGUUUUUUUGGUCUUUUAAGAUAGCCAUUUACUUUGCAUGUAUCUUGCGGUUAAUUCAAGUGCUACACUGGGCAGACCAGGUAUUGUCAUUUGUCUUUCUCCCUUUUGUGAAAUGCAAAUGUAUAUUUACAUGGCUUGCCGUAUUUUUUGGAGUAUAAGAUGCACCUUCCUCCCCCCCUAAAAUGGGGUGAAAAUGUAGGUGCGUCUUAUACACCGAAUGUAGCCUCGCCCACCCACUGGCCCCCCACCCUUUGGGCUCUGCCUCCCAGCAAUUUACCUCCUGGCGGCAAGCAGCAAGAAGAAACAGCCCAUUUCAGCUUCAGCACAGCCUAAUUAGCACAAGUUGAUUGUCUGUGGGAUGGCCUCCCAACUCUCAGCUGUUUCAGGCUGCAGGGAUUGCCAUGGCCUAUUGCUGCACGGGCCUCUGCUGCUUGCUGCAGGGAGGUAAAUUGCUGGGAGCAGAUUUUUUUUUUCUUGUGCUAAUCAAGCUAUGCUGAAAACCAAAAAUGAAAGUAAAGCAGGCUAUUUGCUGUUUGCUGCGAGGAGGCAAAAUUGCUGGAAGGCAGAGGCAGAUUUCUUUUUCUUGUUUUCCUCACCAAAAAAGGUUUUAUAAUCCGGAGCGUCUUAUACUCCGAAAAAUACGGUAUUUGUUUUGCCUCUGUAAAAGGGCAGAUGCAGCCAUUAAGAGGGCAGUGAAGCCACCAUUGUGGAAUCUCCGCCUCUAGCCCCUUCCCAAACUUAAGUGAUCCAGGUUUGUUUUUUUUCUAGUAAGCGGGUUCUGGUUUCAGGUUCGUAUUGAAAGAAGAGCCAAGUAAUCAUCAAGCUUUAUCCUGAAGUUUCCCAACAGAGGUGUGUACCUAAUUGAAUAUCAUUUCCAUGUUAAACCCACACACACAUGCACACCGUCUUAAUGGGGAAAGCUGGUCCUGUCUGCCCUUUCCUAAAGUAGUAUUUCAUGUGCAAGGACUUACAACUCGUCACCCAUAGCUAUGGCGAACCUGCCUGUUGUGAACCAGGCCCAAGUAGGUAGUGGGAAACUCAGUGUAAAAACAAACUUUAUUAUAACAUUAACUAAUUCUCAGCAUAGUCCAACUAAAUUAAAGCAAAUUCCUCCCAACACAAAUUCCUCAGUCCUACCACCAACCUUGGUUCAAUUAGGCAAACUGCCAAAGGCCUUUCUCGGCAAAAGUUCAGAAGACACCAAUACAAAAAUAAAUGCAAGAAGAUGAAGCUACCAACAUUGUUUUCUGGUAAAGCCCAAACGCAGUUGUUGGUCUUUUAAGCCUUAUGGGAGGGGCCAAUCAUCUCCUGGCCCUACUCCCGAGUUGUCCUCUUUGCUUGAGCUGCUCUUGCCUUCUGGCAGCUCUUCUCAUGCGUGCAUUAGGAACAGGCUCCUUCUGUUCCUCUGCCUCACUACUAUCAGGUCUGGAGGCUCUGGAGUCUGCACCUCACUCCGCGAUGGCCCCGGCCCCACCUCAGCCUUUGAUGCAGAGCCCUCAUCCAGGCCUUCCUCAGCCUCCUCGCUGUCCGAGUCCAUUGCCAGCUCCUCAGGCUGCUGGCGGACCACAACACCGCCUAGGGAAGGCUUGACGUCUUGAUAGUACUACCUUCAUAAACCAUCCUUUGGCUCUCAGAUUGAACCUGGGCUUCCUAAAUUGGCUUAAAGGGAAUGAGCUUCUUGAUGGUGGCCCAACUGCCAUCUUAUUGCAUUUGGAAGGGAAACUUAAUUUUCUUUUUAAAAAGCGAUACCUGCCGGUCUGCCUGGACCAAAAGCUCUGCUGGACCAAGUUGCUUGCAGAACUCUUGGGCAAGUUUUGGGAAUUGCAUUUAUCCAUCAGCUCAACAACAUUUUGGAAUAAGGUCAAAUACCAGGGCUGAUGCCUACUCUCAGAUGAGGAAUGGUGAGGAAGAGGAAGGUGAACAGGAAAUGCACGUUCACAGUAUAUUUUCUCACACAAAUCCAGUGUUUAGUUUUGAUUCUGGAUCAGUUGUUUCUCAAAGUUGGCAACUUUUUAAAAUGGGUGGACUUCAACUCCCAGCAUUCUGGGAGUUGAAGUCCACCUGUCUUAAAAAAGUUGCCAACUUUGGAUGAUCUGGAUCAGGGGUCUCCAACCUUGGUCCCUUUAAGACUUGUGGACUUCAACUCCCAGAGUCCCUCAGCCAGCAAAGCUGGCUGAGGGAUUCUGGGAGUUGAAGUCCACAAGUCUUAAAGGGACCAAGGUUGGAGACCCCUGAUCUGGAUGAUCAGUUUAGAAUCUUGUGGUCUUUUUUUUUAGAAGCUUGGUAUCCCUAUAAACAAUUGAGACAAAUUCCCAAGCUUAUAAUAGCAAUUGAUUUCUUUUUAGGUCAAUAAGGGACAGAAUGUCAGAAUGCAGAAUUCAUUUCCUAAGUCACAGUCAAAGCUAUGCUGGCUAGAAGUACCUAUGGGUAUCCAUAGGACGAGUGUUGCCAGAAAAAGGUGGAGGCCGCAAGCUUGUGAUUCAAACCACAAUGCAUUCAGAUGCAAAUUAGCAAGGGGGUAGUAAGGCUUUGGUUGUCAUGUCCAUCUUGACUUCCUUGAUACAGUAGCUUAAUGGCUGAGGUGCAUCCUUCUUGCUUUUUGCGAAGGUCAAAAUCUUGCUAAAAUCUACUGUUUUAUUUUUAAUUUUCAGGCAAGUGUUCUUUAAAAAUCAGUUUAUUUGCCUUAUCUAGACAACCUGCGUAGUUCCCUCACCUGUGAAGCAAGCCAAGUGCCUUUUCCGCUCUUUUAUUAAGGUUUUACAUUGGGAUUUAUCUGACUCCUACCUCUCUACUUUUUUUUCCAUCAAUGUUAUUAAGCACCGCUAUAAGAUACACAAUAUAGGAAAAACAAAAGUUAGAAAAAUAAGAGAAAGAAAGAGAAGAGAAGAGUUCCUUACCUCUUUACCUGGCUGAUUAUUUUUCAUGCUGCAAUCACAAAUAUAUCAAAAGGUCAGUUGUGGUUUUUUUCCAGUUACAACAGCAUCAAGGAACAAUGCUGUAAUUCAGUUUCAAAAGACCGAUACAUUUGAUUUCCUUCCAUUUAAAAGGGCAGCGCUUGAGGCACGGAAUGACUUUUCCGUUUACUUUAAAUGCUAUGAAUAAUAAGCUUCAAAACGGUCUUCUUUAUGGGGGAUUUUUUAAAAAAAAUAAAAAUAUUGGUAAUUUUUACACUGAUGUGUAAAACUUUUAUCUUGAAAUGCAAAUCAUCUUCUUGUUUGCAAGGGAGUAUCCUUCAUUUUAAGUUUUGGCUGACCAGUUUGCAGAGCACAACCCCCACUGGAUUGAUUAUGAUUUACCCAUUUUGAGGAAAGUCCAAGGUUAAUCAUAGGUAAUACAGGAAAGCAUUUUAAAUUAUUUCGUUUAACUUGGACACAUAGAAGAGAAACAGAGCAAUUCUUGUGUGAGGCACUUGACAAAAAGAUUUUUUCAAAGAUUUCCACCACCCCCAGCAUCAAAUCUUAUCACCGAGCAUUUUUUAUAUUAUUGAAAAGAUUUAGUCACAAAUAGCUUUAUAUGCAUUAUAUGUUUUUUAUAUGGCUGGGUCUCCUGACACUUCCUAAAAUGCAGUAUUGCCAAAACUCAGAUAACAAAGAAGAAUAGAUUAGAUUAGAAUAGAAUUGAAUUGAAUUGAAUUGAAUUUUUUAUUGGCCAAGUCUGAUUAAACACACAAGGAAUUUGUCUUUGGUGCAUACGUCCUCAGUGUACAUAAAAGAAAAGAUCAUCUAAGGUACAACACUUAAUGAUCAUCAUAGGGUAUAAAAAAGCAAUCGGGAACCAAUCAAUAUCAAUAUAAAUCAUAAGAAGAUACAAUCUCGCCUGGGUUCUUAAAUGGCAAUGAUGGCAAAUGCAGAAGGAAUAGUAUUUGUCUUAGUUUUAUCUUCCUUGACAAAAUGAAAAUUCAGUGGCCUGAAAGUGUCUCUUAGAGUCCCAGGGGUCUCCACCCUUGGCAACUUUAAGCCUGGAGGACUUCAACUCCCAGAAUUCCCCAGCCAGCUUUGCUGCCAAAUUUUACAAGAUUUUGUUGUUCCUGCCGAAAAUUUUAUGGAAUAUUGAGCAAAUCACCUUAAGAUUUAUAGGAUUUCAAGCUAGAAGGCCAAACUUGCAAUCUUUAGCCAUUUUUAGGGGGGUAUUUUCCCUCCCUUUAUCCUCACAACAGAAUUGUAUAUAGGACCCUCACCUAAAACUGUCCCUGAGCUACUAGCUGGGAACUGUUGUCCUGAACAUGACAGCAAUAUUUUGCUGGCUGAGAAAGUAUUGCUGACAUACUCAAACGUCACUAAAGUUGCAGUAAAAACUUUCAACAUGCGUAAGUUAUGCCUUCCAAAAAAAAAGUUGUUUGUCAGUUCAGCAAAUAGAAUUUUACAUAACAGGAACAUGCUGAAUUUCCUUGCUAAAGUUGUGAAGCCUUUGCAAUAUUUCAUUUUUUAUUUAGACAGAAACCAGUAUGUACUCCAAACACAUCCCUUGAUCUCACUGUUUCCGUGAGAGCUUAAAUCCGAAUGGAAUGCUGGUUUCUUUCUAUGUGUUCUGAUUAGGUGGUAGGGAUUGAUAAAAAUAAACGGGGUUUGCAUGGGAAGAAAUAUGGAUUAUUGCAGAUGGGUCACCAAAGGAAUUGAGCUGUUGCUGUGCCUUUUUAAAAAUUAAAGUUUUAUGCCUUGAUGCUACUUGUAUACAGUUAUAUGUGUACUGGGGGGCUAUGUAAAAGUUAAAAUUAGCUUUGUACACAGAUUCUGCCUUUCUCUUAAAAGCUGACUUCAAUAUAUAUAUAUAUUCUGUUCACAGUGCUAAAUCAAAUGUUAACGCUGAACACUAAUACCUUGUUUUUUUCAAGUGUGACUAAAGGAGGAAGAUUUAUCUCUUAUGAAGCCAGUUUCCUAGUUAAAAGCCAAAUUUUCUAUCUUUUGACUAUAUCUGAAAAUAUUAUUAUCCAAUAACGUUUUAAACUUCGUAGAGUGGGCAAGAUAUUUAUUUGGCUUUUGAGAGAUACCUGGUAAUCUGUAGGACAUAUUGUAAGAUGCUUCUUUUCACUUUUCUGGAAUAUCUUUUAGAGAUAUACUGGCAAACUGCUGGCAGCUAUUGUUUUAAAAAAUAAAAUAUAUUUUUCACUUAA